This is a messenger RNA of Naegleria lovaniensis, 615 nucleotides long. RefSeq lists its product as uncharacterized. Gene Ontology annotation, cellular component: mitochondrion. Lineage: Eukaryota; Heterolobosea; Eutetramitea; Acrasida; Naegleriidae. The transcript has a single exon. The coding region runs from base 1 to 615 and encodes 204 amino acids. The record is from RefSeq and is a predicted model, not a curated record.
AUGAUCCAGAGCACUCUCCGUUCUUCACGGUUGAUCUUCCACACAAAUACUGCUUCUCAUAACAAGAUUCUUCUAGCUCCAAGUGUUUUUGGCCAUCCUUCCAUUCGAAACUUUCAUGUUUGUAACAACAACAACAACAAUCAUCCUGUGACUGCCACUACUCAAUCGACUUCUUCCGAAUCCAAUAUCACUUCUGAAUCUUCCAUUUUGACAUCCACAACUAAAACUCUCAAUAACAAUUCUGUAACCACUGGUGUGAACGCCUCUACAGAAGAAAAACUCUCUCUAUUGGGUAAAAUCAAACGUUUCAUCAAAGAACAUGGUUUUAUGGGCCUAUUUCUCUACUUUUCCAUGUACUUUUCAACAUUGGGUCUCUUAUUUGUCAUUUUACAACAGGGUCUUUUACCGACUCGUGCCGUGUUGGAAUGGUUGAGUGAAAAUGGAUUUCGUUCAUUCAUUGGCGAUUCGGAAAAGUUAGAUUCCUCUCAAAAGUAUGCUAAUUUUGUGUUGGCUUACAUUGUGAAUCGAUUGUUGGAACCUAUUCGAUUGGUCAUGACCUAUCGAAUGACUCCAAAAGUUUCACAAUUUUUGAGAAGAGUGGUUUUGAGAAAGUAA